Messenger RNA from Helianthus annuus (common sunflower), 671 nucleotides. Its product is annotated as auxin-responsive protein SAUR21. Gene Ontology annotation, biological process: response to auxin. The transcript has a single exon. The record is from RefSeq and is a predicted model, not a curated record. NCBI's taxonomy places the organism in Eukaryota, Viridiplantae, Streptophyta, Magnoliopsida, Asterales, Asteraceae. Bases 146 to 433 code for a protein of 95 amino acids.
GCUAGUUGCAAGUACAAGACACUAUAAAUAAAACCUUCAUACUUCCCAUGCUGACAUCAACUCCAAUCAUCAUAUUCAAUUCCUCACUUCCAAAAACUAUUCCUUCCUUAGUUCUCCAAACAACUGUCUUUCUCAGCAAAACAACAUGGGUAUUUGCCGAAUGAAUUCAUUGGUUGCUAACUUGAAACAAAUGAUCAAACUAAACAACAAACACCAACCAGAUGUCCCCAAAGGACAUCUGGCGGUGUACGUUGGAGAAAUCCAAAAGAAGCGGUUUGUUGUGCCUUUAUCUUACUUGGACCAACCAUUGUUCCAAGAUUUGCUACGUAGGUCUGAAGAAGAAUAUGAUUUCAAUUAUCCAAUGGGUGGACUUACCAUUCCCUGCCAAGAAGAAGCCUUCAUUAAACUUACUGCUCGUUUGCCCAAUUCGUAAUUCACUAUUAAAUUCACUACUAAACAAAUGAGUAUCACUCACGGGAAAUCUCAUAGUUCCUAGAAUGUGUGGCACCACGAUUUUGAUGUCUUUUAGUCAUUGUUUGAUUGAUUAGAGUAUGGCGUUGCAUGCUCUAAACCAUGUAAAAAGGGGCAUAUGUCUAAUUCCAGUUAUUGUAUAUGAGUAGGUAGUUAUCUUUCCAUUUGGAAUAGAUCUGUUUCUUAAUGCAGUUUGGUAA